AUGAAGACAAGCCAUUGUUUAAUAGCUCUCAGCACGUUUGCUACUACUCUCGCGGCUUUGCCAGAUAUUGUAGCAAGAACACAACAACGAACCUUCUACGGUGUCCGAGUGCAUGACAAAGUAGAUGCCUAUCUUGGGAUUCCAUAUGCCAAACCUCCCCUCGGCGAUCUUCGAUUCCGCCCUCCACAACCUCUUGACAUCGGUGACGAACAUACAAUCGUCAAUGCAACUCAAUUCGGUCCUGUCUGUUAUCAGUUUCGAUAUAAGACCGUUUUAGGAGACAACCUAGCCCCAACUACCCCGGAGUCGGAGGACUGCUUGUCACUGAACAUCUUCACGCCACGUGGACGUCCAAAGUCCAGAUUGCUCCCAGUUUUGGUCUGGUUAUAUGGGGGUGCUUUCAACGAGGGAGGCUCGAGCGUUCCACUGUUCAACCCCACGGGGCUCGUCGCAAACCACGCCGAUAUUAUCGUUGUCACUUUGAAUUACCGUCUCAACGUGUUCGGAUUUCCCAACUCUCCCGCCAUUCCAAUCGACCAGCAGAACCUUGGUAUUCGAGACCAGCGAGCCGCACUGGAAUGGCUGCGCGAGAACGUCGCUGCAUUCGGUGGCGAUCCAACCAGAAUCACACUAGGCGGCCAAUCUGCAGGUGCGGACUCUGCUGCCUUGCUGACCUAUGCAUUCAAAGAUGACCCGAUCGUGCAAGGUCUGAUCCUGCAGAGCGGGAUUCCAGAAUAUGUCGGGCCCCAGGAUGAUUUUGUGUUCAUUCAGGCGGCAGAGAGAGUCGGGUGCAGAAAUGCCGCGAACAGGACCAAUGAGCUGAGUUGCAUGAAAUCAGUCCCUGCACUGAUUCUGCACAGAGCGCUUUCCAACCUUACGGUGAACCCAUUCGGAACGACCGGAGGCGCCCCCAUGAUUGAUAAUAUCACGCUUUUUUCGGCAGAAGAAUAUGGCCGUCUUGGAUCGGCUGGCUCUUUUGCGCGUGUUCCUGUCCUGAUGGGCAUCACAAACAAUGAAGGUGAUGGAGUUCUGAACUGGUCUGAAAAGGGCGUCAAUAAGACCCUCUCGGACAUCCUCACGACCACAUAUUUUAAUUGCCCCAUGUCUCAAGAAGCCUUUUUCCGGACGAAGCAUCAGGUUCCAGUGUGGAGGUAUCGCUACAUGGGAGUCUUCCCAACGAUCACAUUCUUCUCAUGGCUAGGAUCUUACCAUCAAGCGGAUAUUGCGCUUGCAUUAGGAUCAUACAGGCAUCUCAAACCUCACAAAAAGCCGCAGUGGUACGAAGUGGCUGCCAGCGAUUACCUCCAAAAAGCGUGGGCAGCAUUCAUCAAGUCUCCGACGGAUGGCCUGUCAAGGAAGAUGGGUUGGCCGAUAUACAAUCCGAAUGGUAUAGUCCCUAUGCUUUGUCAUCUCGUUCUGAAGCCGUGUCGGUAUGCUGAGAACCACUCUCUAGGUACAACGCUCGUCGAACUCUUCGCUAAUAACACUCCGACUGCUCGUCUCCGAGAGCCGGCUGAAUUUGAUGCUAUUUGCUCUCACCCACCUCCAAUUCCGUCCGACAUCUGGUCCCAAGGCCCUCCUUGA
This is a messenger RNA of Aspergillus lentulus, 1584 nucleotides long. RefSeq names its product cholinesterase. Gene Ontology annotation, molecular function: carboxylic ester hydrolase activity. NCBI's taxonomy places the organism in Eukaryota, Fungi, Ascomycota, Eurotiomycetes, Eurotiales, Aspergillaceae. The record is from RefSeq and is a predicted model, not a curated record.